Molecule: messenger RNA, 672 nt
Organism: Anopheles nili
Lineage: Eukaryota; Metazoa; Arthropoda; Insecta; Diptera; Culicidae
Product: adhesive plaque matrix protein-like
Exons: 3
Coding region: 10-672 (220 amino acids)
Source: RefSeq, a predicted model, not a curated record
CUUACAACAAUGGCAUCUAAAUUCGUUCUUAUCGUCGCAUCCUUGGCUUGCGUCAGCGCAGGAUACGUUCCGAGUGGUCACUCGCACCUGUCCCAUGCUUCGGCAGCCAGCUAUGCCAACGUCAUCAAGCACGUGCCUGCUCCUGUACUGAGCAAGACCGUUCUUCCGGAGCCUCAGCUGUAUCACGGCUACGCCCAGACCGCCCCAUCGGUGGUAGUGACUAAGCCGCUAGCCCUUGCGAAUCCUCUGCCGGUGUCCUAUGCUGCAGCGCCUCAUUCUCUGUACCCAGCCCCAGCUCUGGUGAAGAAUGUCGAGUACACGAAGCCACUUUCCUACGCUCCCAUCGCCAAGACGAUCAUCGCUGAGCCGACUUACGCCAAGACGAUCGUGUCGGAGCCCGCUUACACCAAAACCAUCAUCGCUGAGCCGACCUAUGUGAAGAACAUCAUCCCGGAGCCGACUUAUCCGAUCUACGCCAAGAACAUUGUGUCGGAGCCGAUCUACACCAAGAACGUCUAUGCCGAGCCUAUCUACACCGCCAAGACCGUGAUCGCUGAGCCGACUGUGUACGCCAAGAGCAUCCUGGCCCAGCCAGCUCCAGUUUAUGGUGGAAAGGUCCUGUCGUAUGCCCCCAACGCCGCAUAUGCUCCGAUUGGCGCCCAUGCUUGGUAA